Messenger RNA from Sordaria macrospora k-hell, 903 nucleotides. The record is from RefSeq and is a predicted model, not a curated record. NCBI's taxonomy places the organism in Eukaryota, Fungi, Ascomycota, Sordariomycetes, Sordariales, Sordariaceae.
AUGGCCGACUUCAUUGCUCCUCCUCCCGGUCCUCCCCCGCCCAAGGUUCCUGAGGGCUGGGUGGCACGAUGGAACGAUCAGUAUAAAGAAUGGUUCUACGUCAACACCUACACCAAAAAAUCGCAAUGGGAGAAACCCACUGAGCCCGCCGUCCCUCCCCGCGAUGAAUCCGCCCCUGCCGGCCCCCCUCCCUCGUACUCGGCCGGCGACAGCAAACAUGCUCCAUCCGACAGCAAGUCCAGCCACAGCAACAACCCCUACGACAACCCGGCCAACCGCAGCGACGCCUCUCACUCGUACGAAGACGAAGACGCCCGUCUAGCCCGCCAGCUCCAAGCCGAAGAGGACGCUCGCGCCGCCGCGGCCGCUAACCAGCGCGCUCAUACCCCAUCCGGUGGUCAACAGUCGCCGUUCCCUUCGCAACUACCGCCUCGUCCUGAUGCCAACGACCGCGGCAGCGGAUCUAAGGGGUCCUUCCUCGGCAAGAUCUUUGGCGCGGCGGGUAAGGUUAAACCCUCCGGCUCUUCGUCUCACGGCUACGGCGGCGGCGGUUACCCAGCUCAGGGCCAUUCGCCCGCUCCGUACGCCCAGCAGCAGCAGCCGAUGUACGCCCAGCAGCAGGGACCACCUCAGGGUGGAUAUGGAGGAUAUCCCCCUCAACAAGGAUACGCUCCCCAGCAAGGCUAUUACCAGCAGCAACAGGCCUACGGCCGUCCCGCUAGGAGCGGUGGCGGCGGCGGCAUGGGCAUGAUGGGCGGUGCGGCGCUGGGUUUGGGCGCGGGUGUUCUGGGUGGCGCACUGAUUGCUGAUGCGGUCAAUGACCACGAUCAGGAGAUUUAUCAGGAUGGGUAUAAUGACGGCAAUGACGGUGGUGAUAUGGACUUUGGCGGCGAUGACUUCUAA